This is a messenger RNA of Cynara cardunculus var. scolymus (artichoke), 1811 nucleotides long. Its product is annotated as geraniol 8-hydroxylase-like. NCBI's taxonomy places the organism in Eukaryota, Viridiplantae, Streptophyta, Magnoliopsida, Asterales, Asteraceae. The transcript is spliced from 2 exons. Gene Ontology annotation, molecular function: monooxygenase activity; iron ion binding; heme binding. Bases 1 to 1611 code for a protein of 536 amino acids. The record is from RefSeq and is a predicted model, not a curated record.
AUGGCAGCAUUAAACACCCAUGGCUCAUGGUGGCCGGCGGAAGGGAACGGCGGCAAGAACGACGGCGACCUUCCUCUUGCACUACUUGCUGUCAUCACGGCGGCGCUGCUACCUCUUUUAUGGUACAAAAGGUCAAUUUCCAGCUCACAAAAUGGCGCACCACCAUUACCACCAGGUCCCUCCGGCCUUCCAGUUGUGGGUUACUUUCCAUUUCUUGGCCCAAGCUUGCACCUAGAACUGCACAAACUGGUUCAUCGUUAUGGUCCCAUUUUCAAAUUCUACCUUGGGAGUAACCUCCACAUCGUGGUGAACUCCGCUGACCUAGCCAAGGUUGUAACCGGCGAGCAGGAUGAGAGCUUCGCUAACCGGGCUCAACAUAUCGCUGGACUAGCCACCAGCUACAACGCCAGUGAUAUCGCAUUUGCCGACAACAACGCUAACCGCAGGAAACUACGUAAAGUUUUGGUGCAUGAAGUCCUUAGCAACGUCAAUCUUGAAGCUUCUAAUGCUUACCGUCGACGUGAAGUUAGAAAAACCAUCAAAAACGUCCAUGAAAUUAUCGGAAAUGAAGUCGAUAUCAACGAGAUAGCUUUCUCGACGGUUUUGAGCGUUUUAACAAGUAUCGUUUUUGGGAAAAGUAUGGUUAAAGGUGCAAAAUAUAGUAAUCUUGUAGCAGAAAUGCGUAAAUUUGUAUCUGGUGUUGUUGAGAUUGCCGGAGAGUUAAACAUCUCCGAUUUCUUCCCGAUGCUUGCAAGCUUCGAUUUCCAAGGUGUGGAGCAAAGAAUGAAGAAGCAAAUGAAGCUGUUUGACCAGAUUUUCGAGAGUUCCGUUGAGGAGAGAAUCAACUCCAGAUCCGCCAUUAAAGAAGAAGCAGUUAAGGAAGAAGGAAGAAAAGAUUUUCUACAAAUCUUAUUAGAGCUUCAAGAACAAAACACCGAGACAUCAAUCACCAUGACUCAAAUGAAAGCUCUUGUGGUGGAUGUGUUUCUUGGAGGAACAGAUGCAACUUCAGCCAUGAUAGAAUGGACGAUGAUGGAGAUUUUGCGAAAUCGACAAGUUAUGAACAAGGUACAAGAUGAAUUAGCAGAAAUAGUAGGGCUAGACAACAUCGUGGAAGAAUCCCAUCUCCCAAAAUUGAAGUACCUCGAUGCUGUUUUUAAAGAAACUUUUCGUUUACAUCCUCCAUUACCAUUCCUACUACCACGAGCUCCGAACAAGACUUGCACGGUGGGUGGAUACACAGUUCCAAAGGGUUCUACGAUCUUUUUGAACGUGUGGGCGAUUCAAAGAGAUCCUCAGUAUUGGGAGAAUCCAUCCGAGUUCAACCCAGAAAGAUUCUUGAACUACAAGGGAUCAGAAAAAUGGGAUUACGCAGGCACAAAUUCGAAGUUUUUCCCGUUAGGAUCUGGAAGAAGAAGAUGCCCAGGAGUUAGUUUAGGUGAGAAGAUGAUGAUGCAUAUUUUGGCUUCGUUGCUUCAUUCGUUCGAUUGGAGGUUGCCGACGGGACAGAAACUUGAUGUUUCCGAUAAAUUUGGGAUUGCAUUGAAGAAAAGAAAGCCACUCAUCGCAGUCCCAUCUCCAAGAUUGAAGGACGUAAGUCUGUACUCGUGAUCAUAUCGGAACUAGAACGUUGGUCCAGUGGGAUAUCUAUCCAGAUCAACAUUCCUAAUGGUAUGGUGAUCAUCAGACGAUGAUUUGUUUCAAUUUCAUUGUGGUUUUUAAUAAGUUUAAUUACGUGAUUGAUAUAUUUGUGUGCAUGGAUCAUGUCUCUUUCUAGAUUUGAUAUAUUUGUGAGUAACAACCAUUUGUCU